GAGGCUCAAAUGAAAAUGGAAGUACACACCAUACCUCAGAUUCUGAUGGAACAUUUAUUUCUUACAGCAAAGAAUGGGAAGAACUAUUUGUAAACAACAAUUACUUGGCAACUAUACGGCUGAAGGGGAUUAAUGGGCAGCUGAGAAGCAGCAGGUUCCGUAGUGUUUGCUGGAAGUUAUUUCUGGAGGUUCUACCCCAAGACAGAAGUCAAUGGAUUAAAACCACUUCAGACUUAAGAACUUCUUACAAUAAGAUCAAAGAAAUUCACAUUACAAACCCUCGGAAAGCAGGACAGCAAGAUCUGAUAAUCAACAACCCACUCUCUCAGGACGAGGGGAGUCUUUGGAAUAAAUUUUUCCAGGAUAAAGAGCUUCGAGCAAUGAUUGAACAAGAUGUGACAAGAACCUUUCCUGAAAUGCAGUAUUUCCAGCAAGAGAAUGUGAGGAAAAUUCUUACAGAUGUUCUGUUCUGCUACGCCAGAGAAAAUGAGCAGUUGCUUUAUAAACAGGGUAUGCAUGAACUUUUAGCUCCCAUUGUUUUUAUCCUGCAUUGUGACCACCAAGCUUUUUCACAUGCCAGUGAAGCUGCACAACCAAGCGAGGAAAUGAAAGUUCUUUUGAAUCCUGAAUAUCUGGAACAUGAUGCCUAUGCGAUGUUCACACGUCUUAUGAAAACUGCAGAACAUUGGUUUUCAACUUUUGAACAUGACACUCAAAAGGAGAAAGAUGUGAUGAUGACACCUAUGCCAUUUGCAAGGCCACAGGAUUUAGGCCCAUCUAUUGCUAUUGUAGCAAAGGUAAACCAAAUUCAAGAUCAUCUGCUGAAGAAACAUGAUAUUGAGCUGUACAUGCAUCUCAACCGGCUGGAGAUUGCUCCACAGAUUUAUGGACUGUAA
This is a messenger RNA of Cariama cristata (Red-legged seriema), 896 nucleotides long. Its product is annotated as TBC1 domain family member 5-like. NCBI's taxonomy places the organism in Eukaryota, Metazoa, Chordata, Aves, Cariamiformes, Cariamidae. The record is from RefSeq and is a predicted model, not a curated record. The transcript is spliced from 10 exons. Gene Ontology annotation, biological process: activation of GTPase activity. Gene Ontology annotation, molecular function: GTPase activator activity. The annotation marks the transcript as partial.